Molecule: messenger RNA, 3197 nt
Organism: Argentina anserina (silverweed cinquefoil)
Lineage: Eukaryota; Viridiplantae; Streptophyta; Magnoliopsida; Rosales; Rosaceae
Product: disease resistance protein RPM1-like
Exons: 1
Coding region: 216-3080 (954 amino acids)
Biological process (GO): defense response to other organism
Molecular function (GO): ADP binding
Source: RefSeq, a predicted model, not a curated record
GUUGCUCAUUUGAUUUUGACGUGAAGUUUACCAUGCCUAUGUAUAGUUAUCUAUUGUUAAAUAUUUUAUAGCAUAUUUUCUAGUAUAUAAACAUGCAAGGUUGAAGUGAGAAAUGUAACUUGGAGCAACUAGCCAAGUCACUUGGAUGCAGCCAAUGCCAUCUACAGUUUCAGACUGGCAAAGGCUGUUCCGCAACGCAAUAAACACAAAACACGAUGGCAGAGAGUUCAGUUAAAUAUCUGCUGGAGAAGCUUGCAGCGAUCUUUGAAAAUGACGACCACUUGUUGGGAGUUCUAUUUGGCAGUGUUCGAGAGGAAGGGGUCUAUCUCCGAGGAGAAUUUGAAAGAAUGAAGGCCUUUCUAAGGACUGCAGACACAUUACUGGAAACUGAUCAGGAAGUUGAAGUCUGGGUCAAGCAAGUCAGAGAUGUUGCUCAUGAAGCUGAAGAUAUUCUAGAUGAAUUUACUUUGCUGCAUGAACAUGAUCAUGGCCAUGGAAUCUAUGGUUCUCUACGUACUUUGGGAUGCUGUAUCAAGAAUGUCAAAGCUUGUUACCGAAUUGCUUCCGAGUUAAAAGCCAUCAACGCAAGGAUCAAAAACAUUUCUGAGGUUCAUAAGAGACUUCGUCACAAAUUCAUCAAAGCUGAACAAGGUCCAGGAUUUGACAGUGUGGGGAAUACAUGGCAAGAUCUUCGAGGAGAUGCCCUUCUCUUAGAUAAAUCUGAUCUUGUGGGCCUUGAUGAGCCUAUAAAUCAGCUGGUGAGGUGGCUGUUUAAGAGUAGUCCUGGGCGGAAAGUGGUCUCAUUGGCCGGAAUGGGGGGUAUGGGGAAGACCACCUUAGCAAAGCAAGUCUAUGAUGAUCUAGAAGUGAAAAAACAUUUCAAAGUUUGUGCAUGGAUCACUGUCAAUCGGUCAUUGAAGUCUGGAGAAAUUCUCAAAGACAUGGCUCAACAACUCUUCAAAGCAAUGAGGAGACAAGUUCCACAAGUUAUCGUAAACAUGGACAAUGAUCAGCUGAAGACAAUGAUCAAGGAGCUGCUACAGAAGAGGAGGUACCUGAUUGUUUUAGAUGAUGUAUGGCACCUGUAUGAAUGGCAUGCUAUUCAAAAUGCAUUGCCUAACAACAGAUGUGGGAGCCGAAUUAUGCUCACUACAAGAAAUUCUGAUGUGGCCUCCACCACUCGUGUACUCUCUAAUGGUAAGACCUAUGAGUUAAAGCCCUUACCUCCUCUAGAGUCUUGGGAUCUGUUUUGCAGAAAGGCAUUUCGGCAGAACAAAUGUCCUCUACACUUGGAGGAUAUAUGUAAGGACAUCUUAAAAAGGUGCGAAGGUCUUCCCCUUGCAAUUGUUGCAAUCAGUGGUGUUUUGGCUACAAAAGAUAAAAGACGGAUUGAUGAGUGGGAUAUGGUUGGUCGCACCCUUGGGGCGGAGAUAGAGGGUAAUGACAAGCUCAAGCAUUUGAGAAAGGUUCUUUCACUCAGUUUCAAUGAUUUACCUUACUUUCUGAAAUCGUGCUUCUUAUACCUGAGCAUCUUCCCUGAGGGUCAUCUAAUUGCGCGGAUGAGGCUAAUCCGGUUAUGGGUAGCAGAGGGUUUCAUUGAAGCAAAAGAGGGGAGAACACUGGAGGAAGUAGCAGAUGACUAUCUCCAUGAACUCUUGAACAGGAGCCUUAUGCAAGUGGCCACAACCACUCCUGAUGGAAGGGUCAAAACAUGUCGGAUCCAUGAUCUUUUGCGGGAGAUCAUCAUCUCCAAAUCAAGAGAUCAGAAUUUCACAACAAUUGUGAAAGAAAAAAGUGUGCCUGCACAGUGGUCAGAUAAAAUUCGACGCUUAUCUAUACAUGACACGCUGCAAACUGUGCGGCCAAACAGGUCAGUUUCCCAAUUACGUUCGUUAUUCAUGUUUGGGGUCAGAAUAAGGCCUUCCAUCAAUGCAUUAUUUCCCAGUGGUUUUAGGCUGCUUAAUGUGUUGGACUUGCAUAGCUCGCCUUUAAAGAGAUUUCCUAUUGUUGUUGUGGACUUGCAUUUCUUGAAAUACCUGAGUCUGAGGGAUACCAAGGUAAAAACUGUUCCAAGAUAUAUUGGGAAGCUUCAGAAUCUAGAAACUCUAGAUCUUAAGCAUUCCAAUGUCAGUGAACUCCCUGAUGAGAUCCUCAAGCUCCAACGCCUACGCCAUCUUUUGGUAUACAAGCAUGAAUAUGUAUCUUAUGAACAGUUUAGUUCAAAGAAUGGAUUUAAGGUUACCCCAAAAAUAGGUGUUUUGCAAGCAUUGCAAAAGCUCUGUUUCAUUGAGGUGAACCAAGAUGGUGGCACGAUUAUAAGAGAGCUCGGGAAGCUAACUCAACUGCGAAGGUUAGGUCUAUUAAAGUUGAGAAAAGCAGAUGGAAAGGCUUUGUGCUCAUCUAUUGAAAAGCUGAGUAAUCUUCAUGCGUUAUCCAUAGCUUCAGUGAAAGAAGAUGAGAUCAUUGACCUUCAACACCUUUCUUCUCCUCCUUUGCUUCAGCGGCUCUAUAUGAGAGGACGUCUGGACGCAAUACCUCACUGGAUUCCUUCUCUUCCAAGCCUAGUCAGAUUGUCUCUGAAAUGGAGUAGGCUAAAGGAUGAUCCACUCAUCUCUCUACGACAUAUUCCCAAUCUUGUUCAACUUGAAUUAUGUCAAGUAUUCGUUGGAGACAGAUUGUGUUUCAAGGCCGAUGGGUUUAGGAAGCUGAAGAUCUUAAGCCUGGACAAAUUCGAUGAACUUAAGUGCAUACACGUAGAGAUGGGUGCAAUGGAUUGUCUUGAAAAGCUCAGCAUUCAACGGUGUAAGCUUCUGGAGAAGGUGCCAUCAGGGAUUGAGCAUCUGCGUAAGUUGAAAAUUCUCGAGUUCUCUGAUAUGCCAGUGGAUCUGAUGAAGACAAUUCGUCCAGAUGGAAAAGAUAACUGGAGAGUGUCGCAUGUCGCAGAAGUUUACUCAACCUACUGGAGAGAAGGAGGAUGGGAGGUGUAUUCUAUAGACAGCAUGACUGACGGGGAGUACUGUCCACUGCCCAACAAUGACUUCAGCCACGAACUAGAAACUCGAUGGAAAUCCUGGAAGUAAUUCAUCAUUUAUGUGCUGGUAAUCAGCUGCCUUUGUAGAUAUUGCUUAUCCAUGUAAUUAACUGUCUGUGUACUUAUAAAUUUGUACAUGAUGCAUAUAUGAAAGAUUGCCUAUGGU